AUGGCAAUUACACAAGAAAAACAAUGGAGUCGGUAUUAUACUAACAGAGGUUAUGAUGGAAUUAAAGUUCAUUAUCGCUGCAAUCAAGUACAAUUUCGUGGAAAACAAUGUAACGCAGCAUUAUAUCUACACUAUCCAAAUGAUACCGAUGAAGUAGUAUUAUUUCGUGGAGCAAAUGAACACGAUCAUACAAAUUCAAUUCAUCGCAAGGUUUUUCCUGAAGAAGCAAAAGAAAACAUUGAAGAAUUAUUUGAUUUACGACUAAAACUAAAGAAGAUACAUCAAGUAUUACAGGACAAAAUUUUUAGGAUUACAUUUAAUCAACUAAAAAAUUAUUUGGUUCGAUUACGUAAAAAGAAAUUUGGUCCUUCAACUUUAAGUUUGGGAGAAUUGGAAUCUUUAUGUAUUGAAAAAUAUACAGUACCACAAGCUGAUGAUGAACCGUUUGUUCUGUCAUAUAAUGUUACUUAUGAAGAUGACGAUGAUGAUGAUAACAAAUUUAGGUUUUUAUAUCGACGAAAAGGUUAUGGAAAAUUUCUUCCACGUCAACACGGUUACAUGCUGACGCUACUUAUAAACUGA
This is a messenger RNA of Rotaria socialis, 582 nucleotides long. NCBI's taxonomy places the organism in Eukaryota, Metazoa, Rotifera, Eurotatoria, Philodinida, Philodinidae. The record is from the annotation of a GenBank genome assembly.